This is a messenger RNA of Lobosporangium transversale, 3693 nucleotides long. RefSeq lists its product as hypothetical. The coding region runs from base 273 to 3494 and encodes 1073 amino acids. The record is from RefSeq and is a predicted model, not a curated record. The transcript has 11 exons. Gene Ontology annotation, biological process: peptidyl-threonine phosphorylation; actomyosin structure organization. Gene Ontology annotation, molecular function: ATP binding; protein serine/threonine kinase activity. NCBI's taxonomy places the organism in Eukaryota, Fungi, Mortierellomycota, Mortierellomycetes, Mortierellales, Mortierellaceae. Gene Ontology annotation, cellular component: cytoplasm; cytoskeleton.
UUUUUUUUCUCCUGUUCUCGUCACAUUCUUUCUUUCUUUUUUUCCUCUUUCUCUCUCUCUUUCUCUCCCUUCUCUCCUUUCUGCUCAUUUCAUUCUUAGACUUCUUUCUGUCUCAAUUGCUUGCUUGUACCACGUAUACUCUCAUUAUCCUUCUAAAUACUCAUUGCAGAAAGUUGAACACUGUCGAGUGGAGGAAGGACAGAAGUGCUGUCAAGUGCCUAACAGGAUAGAAGGAUCGUAUCGCCAUUACCAUCGUGUGUUGGCCCUCCACCAUGUUAAAAUCCUUUCCUGUAGCCCCAUUGGGCCAAAAUUAUACAGAGUUCCUAGAAUCCAGUGACGAAAAAUCUUUAGCCACUUUCUUACAGGAGCGUCUUGAGAAAUACAAAGAAUGUGUGCUCCAACUGGCAGAACAACAAGACGUUACAAAAGUUGUAUCGAAUGCAGAAGGAGGAGCCCCUGUCCGAGGUGGCAUUGAUGCUUUAGUGGAUGGACUGAUCGCAAUUCAUGACGACACUAGAGCUGUACUACAUACUGAGAACUGGGGCGCAUUACCAGCUUUUUGGGAGAGAUUCGAAAAGAUCGUAUCGAAACUCAAGCUGCUUAGGAUCAACAAAGAUGACUUUGAGACAAUAAAGGCACUCACACGUGGGCAAUAUGGCAAGGUUUCAAUUGUCCGCAGCCGUCUCGAUGGCGGAAUAUACGCAAUGAAAACUCUGAACAAGAUGUAUAUUCUUUCGCAGAAAGAUAAAAUUUUGUACAUGGAAGAACGAGAGGUAUUAGCUAUUACAUCUGAGUGGUUCCCAAAACUGCAUGCGGCCUUUCAGGACGAAGUCAACUUGUAUCUUGUCAUGGAAUACGCACCUGGAGGGGACUUGUAUAGCGUAUUGGACAAAAAGCAGGACGAACUUAACAAGGCACAAGGAGUAGACAGAUCGGCGAGCGCUGGUCUCGAUCAAGAUGAUGGAGGCGUUUCCGAUGACGAAGACACUACACUGACAGAGGAUGAAAUUCGAUUCUACAUUGCAGAAAUCAUCUUGGCCGUUGCAGAGCUGCAUCGAAAUAAUUACAUUCACAGGGAUCUUAAACCUCAGAACAUCCUUCUGGAUGCAUCGGGCCAUAUCAUGCUAGCCGAUUUUGGCGCCUGCGCAAGACUUGACCCUGAAGGCCAGGUCCAUGGGCAGACAGUUCCCCUUGGAACGUGGGACUACAUGUCGCCCGAGGUCGUAGAUGCUCAAUCAGGUGGGAAACCAUACGGCAAAGAAGUUGACUGGUGGGCUGUGGGUGUGGUAAUGUACGAAUUAUUAGUAGGAGAGCCUCCGUUCUUUGCUGAAAGCGCCAUGGGGAUCAUACGUUUAUUACGAGAUCACGAGAAAAAUCUUAGCUUCGACAAAGCGCCCGGUCUCAGUAAUGACUGCAAAGACCUCAUUACUAGGCUACUUGCUCGAAAGGAAAACCGUCUAGGCAAGAAUGGAGUGGAGGAGAUCAAAGCUCAUCCGUUUUUUAAGAAUAUUGACUGGGAUAACAUUCGCAAGUCAAUACCACCGUUCCUUCCCGUAAUCGAAACACCUGACGACACAUCAAAUUUUCGAUUUGACGACGAAUUGGAUGGUAGUGAUGAAACAAUGCAGGAUAAACAGUCAACUGUGGUCGAUUACAGGGGUGGACAGCUGCGUCGGUUCGAGGGAUAUAAUCUUGCAUUUAUCGGAUACACCUAUCAAACCUUUGUAGAUUUUGGUAUGAGCCAAUCCAUCUCAGGAAGCUCUAUUUCUGCUACAAAGGAAAAUGGCAGAUUCAGGCGUGAGCCUUCAUUAACUGGCCUAGAUAAAGAUGAUGUUGGACGCAUGCGUAUGGAGCAGGAGAUAUUCCGACUUACAGGAGAGCUUGCCGCAAAAGAGGAGCUGUUGACUGAACUCAACAAUGUCCAUCAAGCAUUAUUGACGCAGUAUGACGAGCAUGUAGCGCAGGCAACAGCAGCAGAAUCUGAACUCUCCGCCAAGCUGGUCGGCAUAGCUGCGGUGGCUGAACGAGAGCGGGUUGAAGCUGAAGAGGCAACGCUGGACCUUAAAAACAGUCUGGGAAUACAGCUUAAGAAAACUCUGCAACUUGAGCAAGAGAACGAAACCUUACGAACGAAAUGUGGUGAGCUUGAGAAUGAAAUUGAGCGGCAGCGCGAGUCGAUCCUGAAACAGGAGAUUGAGGGCCAGAAAGUCUCUUUGCUCAAGGCAGAGAAUGAAGAGCUCCGAAACCAACAGGAACACGGUAAACUUAAGGAAAAUCAACUUCUUUUGACAGAAAUGGAGCGUGGUAAUCGGCUCAGGGAGGAAAACGAAGCGCUGCGGCUGCAGAUCCGCGAACUUGAGCGCCAAGAAGAACAAUCGAGUUUGGAUUAUAGAAACACAAUAUCUGAGCUUAAAAAGGCUCUACGCGGUGUCCAGGAGGACGUAGCAUCUCAACUCCAAACCCGUAAGAGGCUGGAAGAAGAUCUGCAUCAACAUGCUGAGGCUAGGGCAAAUCUACAAGAGUCAUUAAACAAGGCUCUCGAGAAGCUUGAGCAAAGGGACGUUGAAGUAGCGCAAUUAACGAAGGCAUGUGAAGUGGCCAUGGAUGCAUCCGCUUCAGGAGCGAAUGGUGGGGGUAGCGUGCGCACCAUCUAUCCUUCAAUGCUUAAACGUGAGCGUGCUAGCAAUAAAGUCCUGAUCCAGCAGCUGGAAGAACAAGGCGAGAAGAUAACAGAGCUGGAGAACAAGAUCAAGCACUUGGAGCAGGAAAAGGGUCGUCAACAUGCCCUCCGUAGCCCAGACAGAGCGCUAUCCCCUAUGCACUCGACGCAUGACAUGGCUUCAUUGUCCAGUCCUACUAAGAUGUUAAUGGAGCUGUGUGCACCGGAAGAUGCGUCAGGUUGGAUCCGCGUCUCUUGGCCUUCGACAGAGAAGAGAGGAGGAAAGCAGGUUUGGAAAAAGCAAUUUGUGGUCCUGAAAGAUCUACGAAUUUUUGCUUUGGAGAAGGAAGGUGAUCCUAGCACAGCUCAAAACUGCAAGGUACUUGCCGACCUGAGGUCUGAUUUUUUCUCUGUCCGGACAGUGAACCGGUCCGAACUCAUUCAUGCAACCGCUAAGGAACUGGAAUGCAUUUUUCAAUUACGAAGCUCGAACAUUGGCGUCACUUCAACAACAUCCACGUUUUCGACCGCUACAACGGAUACUUCUAUUUCCGUGGCCAACAUGACAAAUGGAUCUAGUUCAUCUACACCAACGAGCGGUCUGAAUCGUGCAGAAUUACAAGCCAAGGUCGACACUCUCAAGGCAGAGAUUGCUAAGGAGGAACAGAUCAAACGUGGAGCGGAAUCCAUGCAAGCAGCCUGGAUGGGAACCAAAGGCACCAGUGACGCUUAUUUGAAAUCCAAAGAAAAUGUUGAUUUGUGUAUCAAAAUCAUCAAGGAAAAAACCGCAGAAGUCGAGCGUUUAAGUGCUUUAUUGAAUGCACCCGAGGUAUGAAAAAGAGCAAGAUAAGUGAGCUAUGUCUCGUUGUUUUAUCAAUUUUUUUUUCUUUUUUAAAAAUACAAUGCUGAGAGAUAACAUUUUGAUAUAGCAUAAGGCCGAGUCUUCUCCAGAUCUGUUCUCUGCUGAGCGGAGCCAUAGAGCCAAGGAGCUGGAGAAGCUGAUUGCCAUUGAACGUAGCCAUCUUGAGGCAGCG